Molecule: messenger RNA, 1894 nt
Organism: Psylliodes chrysocephalus
Lineage: Eukaryota; Metazoa; Arthropoda; Insecta; Coleoptera; Chrysomelidae
Source: the annotation of a GenBank genome assembly
CAUGGAUCAACGAAGUCUUCAAACCCGUUUAGAAAUAUGUUACAAAGUGUAUGAACUAUACAGUGAUAUUUUGAACUCCUAUGUAGCGGAUUACUAUGUAGAGAAUCAUUGGAAUAAAUUAUCUACUUCUUGGAAGCAAUACUUUAACAAUAUUGAAGUUAAUCAGCUUAGUAAUAUUUUGAAUUUAGGGAAACCUCUUGACAAUCAGAUGUAUCCUUUAACUUUACUUUGUUUACGAAAUAUAAUUACAAAGUAUACUUUAUCAAGAAAAAUGGUUACUCCUAUAAGUGUUUCACCUAGUGUUAUUGAUAAUAAAUUUAUGAAUUUUUUCUGGAAGAAUGUAAAAUUGAAGAAAAGACAUGAAAUAGAUGUAAUGUCUAAAUUAUGUUAUGAUUUGGCUAUAAAAACAAAAUGUUUUCAUAUUGUUGAUAUUGGCUCAGGACUAGGCCACCUCAGCAGGAUGCUAUCUUAUGGAUAUGGUUUCUCAGUGUGUACUUUUGAAGCAGUUGAUGCACUUACAAAUCUUGCAACUGCAAUGGACACAAAUUUUGAAGAAACGUUAAACAAAAGAAAUAUAAAGCAUAAGAGUACUUUUAGAACUGUUCAUAUAAAUAAAAAGAUUAGUACAGAGUUAAUUAAAACUGAAUUUUUAAAUUUGGUUAUUCAGGCUUUUAAGAAAAAUAUAAAAUUUGGAUUAGUUGGUUUACAUCCUUGUGGUGAUUUGGGUACUCUACUACUUAAACUAUAUACACAUUGUCCUAAUAUUGUGUACAUCAACAUAGCCAGUUGUUGUUACAUGAAGAUAACUUUAGAACCCUUAGAUGAGGCAUAUUUUCCAUUAAGUCAGUUCUGUAAAAAUAAACAUAUGACUUUGUCAUACUUAAGUUGUGAAAUAGCUUGUCAUGCUAUUGAAAAUUACUCAGAAAAACUAAAGAAUGCAGAGGAGUAUCAGAAAUUAAAAAUUCAUUCUUACCGAGCUGCCCUUGAAGAUAUUUUAGUAACAGCAGAUCCAAAUUUAAGACAUUCUAUGAUUUGUGGAGCUAAAUGUGAUAAAAACUUAACUUUUAAAAAGUAUGUUGAAAAAGUCUGUGAUAAAUUACAUAUUAUAGCUGAUGAAAAAAUUUUAUUAUAUGAAAAUAUUGUUAAUAACACUUGGAAUAAGGUUGUUUCCUUCUACUCUGUUAGACUGCUAUUAGCACCUGUUGUUGAAAAUAUUGUUUUAUUGGAUAGGUUGUUAUAUGUACUUGAAAGUGGAAGUUUCUGCAAGAUUUUGCCCGUUUUUGAUUGUAAUAUUUCUCCAAGAAAUCAAGUCUUAUCAGGUGUUAAAAUUAAAAAAUGACAAAUACGAUUUACUUUUUAUUUCAAAUACCUACAAGGGAUACCUGCUUAUGUCUAUGUUUAUUAAUUAUAAAAAUCCUGUCAGUGGUGGGAUUCGAAACCAUUGCCCUUGGAUCUGGAAAUGCAGACUCUAUAACCACUGGGCCACCCGCUUCCUCCCUAGUAUAAACAUACCAGAAUUAAUUUCAGUAACUUCAUCUGAAAAAAAUAGUUAAAAUGAAAAAUAAAUAAAAUUUAACUAUGAUGUAUAGACUUAAAAGCGUUCUUUAUAGUUCCCUACUUAACACUUGUGACAGAAAAAUUGACACGAAUUGGCUGGUUUAGAGGUGAACACCCCUUUCUACCGAGAAACACCUUUCCGAGUUUUAUUUUCCAAAGAUUGAGAUAUAAGCAAGCGAUAAAUAAGCCAUUUAUUAAGAAUACCAAUUUUUGUACAAUAAAAAGGAACGAAAAAAUGUAAGAAAAAAGUACAAUGUAAAUUAAUGAAACAUUUUAUUAAUUCAAACAAAAAUACACUAAUUAGCUUACAUCCCUUUUAAUUAUUUAAUUAAACGAG